This is a messenger RNA of Ochlerotatus camptorhynchus, 921 nucleotides long. RefSeq names its product antigen 5 like allergen Cul n 1-like. The transcript is spliced from 3 exons. The coding region runs from base 151 to 921 and encodes 256 amino acids. Lineage: Eukaryota; Metazoa; Arthropoda; Insecta; Diptera; Culicidae. The record is from RefSeq and is a predicted model, not a curated record.
CCGCAGACGGUCUGAUCUCACAGUUAGCUCUCUGUAAUCUAGUGUAUUCUAUUAUCAACGGCUUCAGCUUCACAGUUGUGGUGUUUAUUUUAUUGAUUUACUAUUCAAAUUUUAGUCAACAAAAGCUUUACCGGUUUUCCAGCCACGAGGAUGAAGUCGCUAACCCUAACAGCUUUCUUCUUUACAGUAAUAUCACUUACGUACGAGCAACAGAUAACAACGUACUAUUUUCCAAACUACUACUGCAACCCAUCCCUUUGCCAGAGUGGCGGCCCUCACGUGGCUUGCGCUCCUCCGAACCCUUUCGGCGCUAGUUGUUACGGAAAGCAACCUCAAGUGGUGAUCAUGACAGGUGAACUUCGAGCACAAAUUCUAGACCAUCACAAUCGGCAACGUUCGCUGCUGGCCAGCGGAAAGUUGCCGGGCUACUUGCCUGCUGUCAAAAUGCCGACGCUGCAGUGGGACCUUGAGCUUCAGUAUCUUGCGGAGUCAAAUGCACGAUCCUGUGACUAUGGCCAUGACAAAUGCCGCAAUACGAAUUGGAGCAAAUACGUCGGACAGAACAUAGGAGUACUGCGUUAUUACGGGCUCAAAAUUACUAAGAAGGAGUCGAUCAAAUACUUCAUCGAUGCUUGGUUCAACGAAUACGUCUAUGCUCAUGCAUUUGUUGACAAUUACCCACAGUAUUAUCAUGGCCCACAAAUCGGCCACUUUACUCAAAUCGUUAGUGAUCGUACAAUCAAGAUAGGAUGCGGCAUGGUCACCUACAAUACGUACAGUGGAGACGUAUGGACGCAUGACUAUUUCGUGUGCAAUUACUCAUUUACGAACAUUAUCGGUCAGCCAGCAUAUGUUAAAGGGAUUUCUGCUUCACAGUGCACCUCUGGGGUAAGUUUUUCCUACCCUGGUUUAUGCAACUGA